AGUGGUAAAAGAUCGUAACUUGUAACGGGUAGCUCGGGUUUUUUUUUUUACUUGGAAUAUUAUCCAAAAUAAUUAUUAUUUUGUGGAUCAUGUAUAAUGAUUCUCCGUUAUCAGGAAAGAAUUUAAGAGAAGGCCGUUUCCUUUUUAACAGUCAACAGACGGCGCCGGUUAGCUUCAAUUUUCCCUCUUCCGACUUCACUCAGACAGUCUAAGUCGCCGACUUUUUCCUCGCCAAAACCCCGCCAUCCCUAAACCCUAAUUUCGCAAUCUCCGUCUACAAUGCCGGGACUCGCACCGGCCGAUUCCGCCGGCGGGGGGCCCGACUCAGUUAACGGAGCACUCGUGCCUUACUUGCCAGAUUCUCAUGUCUCAGCUAUAUACCCGCUCCGACACGGUCUGAACCCACCGAUCUCCCGCGUCUCCGUCUCAUGGGGCCGCGGCAACUCCCUCCGCGUCUCAGUUUUCCGGCAGCCGGAUUCCGACGGAGGAGAAGUCGGCGGUAAAGUAGUGGAGUUGACUCUCGGCAAAAGCAGGGACGGCGAGAUCAGUGACACUCAGUGGCGGAAAAUCGCGUACGGCUCCGUCUCCCCCUUCGCACUUCUCCAGAGCCGGAAAAACUCGGCUGCCAGCUUGUCCAGGAUGCAAUUGUCUCCCUCUCCUUAUCACCUUGAGUGGUGGGAGUAUGUAAUGGAGUACAGUAAGGACAUAAGCGCGCUUCUGGGGGAUCCCAAAUCGGUUGGAGCUCCAUUGAUUGAAGAUCCGAAUGAGGUUUUUAUAAAGAAAAGUGAGGAGCCAAGCAGUUUGAAGGCAGCAUGGGAGCUGAUGGAAAUGUUCUAUGUGGAUAAGUUAUCUCAAGCAUGGUUGCCUGAACGGCUUGUUGAUUGGUUAGCUGAUUAUGAUAGCCUUAUAUCUGUCGAUCUGCCAACUGUUCACUCGAAGCUUGUGGAAUUUCAGAGUAAAAUCGUCACCUUACAGGUAAUUGAGGAUGAUCCCAGGUAUUGGGACUUGAUAUCAUCAGCACUAGCUGUUGGAUGGUUGGAGAUUGUGGUGAAAUUAUUGCGUUUGCAUGGAUCUUAUCGACUGGAUCAACUUGGGAGAAGAGAGACAGAAAAUGGUCUCGUAGAGGCUGUUGCUGUUCUAAUUUCUAAGAUGCCACGCAUGCGUCCAGCUAUAGAUGCUGGAAAACAUGGUGAAUGUUUUAAAGCGAAGCCUGACUUUGUGAAGGCAUGGGAAAGAUGGCGCGCACAGAUAACUAAAUUGGAUUCUAGUGCAUUCUGGGUUCAAUGUGAUAAUCGUCAGACCCGGGAAGGAUUGAAAAAUGUGCUCCAGAUCAUGCUUGGAAAUGUCGACGUUCUCUGCUCUGCUACUUGUCAUUGGAUGGAGUUAUAUAUAUCGCACUUUCUGUACAUAAGACCUUUCACUGCGGGUCUUGAAAGCAUGUACAGCUUGGCUCAGAACUGUAUUCGGUUGAAACAUACAUCGAAUCCCCAUAAGUUGAUGCGACUCAUGAUUGGAAUUCUGGGGGAGAAUAAUGAGGUCGUGUUAUCAGAAUGCUCAAGAGGGUUUGGUACUUGGAUGGUGGCCCACGCCAUAGAGCUCUUGACUGCUGGGAGCAACGAAGCUGAUUUUCUUGUACACGAGGAGCGUGAAAACUUGGGUGGGAUCAGUUUGGAGGAACUCCAUCGGCUUGUUUAUGCUCAACUUCUAUCUUCUCAUCUAUUAACUUGGCAAAUCGCCCCUAUUUAUUUAACAUCGUGCAUGAGACAGGGAAUGGGUAUGCUUGAGAUUUUACUGCUCAAGCAGCCGGUUCAGGAAAAUCAAGUGCUGCUGAAGAAUCUGGAGAUUUGUAGGCUCUAUGAACUUGAUGGUGUCAGCUCACGCCUUAUGGAGAUUUCUGGAAUGUACCACUGGAAACACGGUAGGAAAGGAUGCGCUGUUUUCUGGCUACAGCAGGCACAGGAUGAGGUUCGUCUCAGCAAGAUUGCUAGCCAGUUGUUUGAAUCUGUUGGAAAGUCAAUAUCUGGAGAAAGCUUCAAGCAAUGGGAAGGUCUGAUUGAAUUGUUGGGUUCAGAAGGGCAGCCAGCUGGUGGUCUCGAUUUCCUCCACAAGUACAGGGAUUUCAAGAAAUGCCUUCAGCAUGCUGACAGCAAGAAAGAUGCAGAUGCUGCUCGUCAAGCAGUAGAAUCACUUAUGUCGCUAAUGAGGAAUGCUUCGACGCCUCAGCGUUUCUGGUUGCCCAUUCUCUACGAUGCCGUGAAGCUGCUAAGCUGGGAUAAGAGGCCUCUUAUAAAUGUUAGCCAGACGAAUCUAUUGCUGAAUAAACUACAGGAGCUGUCAUUGGCAAGACUCCGUCCGGACUUUGUAGAGCCCGAGUUGCCAACCCACGCUCUGAACCAUGUGCGAUAUUCGCUGGCUACGAACCUUGGGCGCGCUAUCCUUGAAGAAUCAUGAUCGAUAGAAAUGCUCUUUAUGGAAUGGGGAGGGGAAGAAAUGUGUUUGUUUCGUGUUCAAGUUCCGACGAUUCCCUCGGCCGAGUCAGGCAUGUCUGAACAUAUAAUGGCAGAUUGUAUCAGUUAAAUCGAUGUAAUCAAUGAACUGUUCCGUUAAUCUCAUUGGGUUGAUCUUUUGCGGUGAAGUUUGCAAGAUUGUCACGAAUUGUAGUCCCCACUUACAAUAAUACAAAGCUA
Molecule: messenger RNA, 2687 nt
Organism: Linum tenue
Lineage: Eukaryota; Viridiplantae; Streptophyta; Magnoliopsida; Malpighiales; Linaceae
Source: the annotation of a GenBank genome assembly